AUGGCUCCCGCACAAAAAAGAAAGUCAGUCGAGGAUGAUUUCGUCCACACGAUAUCAGAUAAUGACGAAGAUGUCGCCGAGGAGGAAUUGAUGCCGGCCGAGCCACCCAAGAAGAAGACAAAGACGACUAAAAAAGCAAAGAAAGCUUCCAAAAUUAAAAACAGCGCAGAAGACGAAGAUGAGGAGGCCGACGGUGUAUGGGGCCGUAAAGACGAUGACGACGGUGCCAUGGACGCCGAUUUCGAAUUCAUGGCUGAUAAUGCCGGCGACUUUGGUGAGGAAGAGUUUGAGGGCUGGGGCUUCGAAGGUGCUAGAAAGAGCAUGAACAUGAACAAAAAGAUGGUGGACAUUGACGAUAUUAUUCGAAGAAGAAGGGAAAGAAAGGGAGAAGCCCCUGCAGAUCCCGAGGACGAGGUCGAGGACGAGGACGAAGAAGAUAUAUUUGGGGAUGGCAUGGAAAUGGACGACGAUGACGAUGAGGUUCUCGCUGAGGACGCAUUCGGCAUGAAUGUUGAUCUAGGUUCAGAGGAGGAGGAUGAAGAAACUAAAGGAAACGGCAACGAGGAAAAUGGCGACAAACAAGAGGAUGGCGCUGCGUCUGACAAUGAUUCUGUUGCCACUCCAGAGGCUCAUCCUGACGAUGACGAGCUAUCCGAGACCAGCGAUCAAGAAGAUGCCGAAGAAGAAGCCAAACGAGUGGCUUUCUUCGCUCCCGAAGAGAAGCCUAAGGGUGGUAAGGAAGCAAAGAUUUCUUCUUUCCAGGCCAUGUCCCUUUCUCGCCCCAUCCUCCGCGGUCUCACCAAUGUCGGCUUUACAAAGCCUACACCCAUUCAAUCCAAGACCAUUCCUAUUGCUUUGAUGGGUAAGGAUAUUGUUGGUGGAGCCGUCACUGGCUCUGGUAAAACUGGUGCUUUCAUCAUCCCCAUCCUCGAACGACUGCUGUACCGACCGAAAAAAAUCCCGACUACCCGAGUAGUUGUUCUUACGCCCACUCGUGAGUUGGCAAUCCAGUGUCACGCGGUCGCGACCAAGCUUGCCGCGCACACGGAUAUCAAAUUCACUUUGGCUGUCGGAGGUCUCAGUCUAAAAGUCCAAGAAGCUGAGCUCCGCCUCCGUCCCGAUGUUAUCAUCGCUACGCCGGGUCGUUUCAUCGAUCAUAUGCGUAAUUCGGCUAGCUUUCCCAUCGACACGGUUGAGAUUCUUGUUCUUGACGAGGCUGAUCGAAUGCUGGAGGACGGUUUCGCCGACGAACUGAACGAAAUACUCACCACUCUUCCCAAAUCCCGGCAGACUAUGCUGUUCUCUGCUACCAUGACGUCAACAGUCGACAGACUUAUCCGAUUGGGCAUGAACAAACCCGCCAGAGUCAUGGUCGACUCGCAGAAGAGGACUGUAGGUACACUGGUUCAGGAAUUUGUGCGCCUGCGCCCUGGUCGAGAAAACAAGCGCAUGGGCUACCUGACACACCUCUGCAAGACGCUGUACACAGAACGAGUCAUUGUUUUCUUCCGCCAAAAGAAGGAUGCUCAUGAGGCCCGAAUCAUCUUUAGCAUUCUGGGAAUGACUUGCGCAGAGCUUCACGGGAGCAUGAGCCAAACAGGACGUAUCGAGAGUGUGGAAGCUUUCCGAGACGGCAAGGUCAACUAUCUCCUCGCGACCGAUCUGGCGUCCCGCGGUCUGGACAUCAGGGGCGUAGACACAGUCAUCAAUUAUGAAGCACCUCAGUCGCUGGAGAUUUACGUGCACAGAGUCGGACGUACGGCCCGUGCUGGUCGCAAGGGUGUGGCAUUGACUCUGGCUGCCGAAUCAGACAGAAAGGUGGUCAAGGCUGCAGUCAAGGCUGGCAAAGCCCAGGGAGCCAAGGUCACGAGUCGCAUCGUUGAAGCUGAGAAAGCAGACAAGUUGCAGGCUGAAAUUGAUGGUAUGGAGCAGGAGAUUAAGGAGAUUAUGCGAGAAGAAAAGGAAGAGAAGCACUUUGCGCAAGCAGAGAUGCAGGUUAGAAAGGGAGAGAACAUGAUUGAGCACGAGGCCGAGAUCAAGUCACGGCCCAAGAGAACAUGGUUCGAGACGGAGCACGAGAAGGGCAAGGCGAAGGAGGCUGGCAAGACAGAGCUGAAUGGUCCGCGCCAGUCGUCGAAGAAGAAGCUGGGCAAUGCCAGCAACAAGGUAAAGAAGCAGUUGGACAUCAAGGCAGAGCGAGCAGAUGGUAUGGGGUGGAGGAAAGGCAAGACGGAUGCGCUGAAUGCACAGAAAAAGCAGAGCCAAAAAGGAAAAGGCGGCAAGAAGGGCAAGGCCGGCGGGCGCAAAUGA
Molecule: messenger RNA, 2310 nt
Organism: Cordyceps militaris CM01
Lineage: Eukaryota; Fungi; Ascomycota; Sordariomycetes; Hypocreales; Cordycipitaceae
Product: ATP-dependent RNA helicase (Drs1), putative
Exons: 2
Coding region: 1-2310 (769 amino acids)
Molecular function (GO): RNA helicase activity; ATP binding; nucleic acid binding
Source: RefSeq, a predicted model, not a curated record